GCGGCAGGCGGGCGGGCAGCGGCGAAGGCUGCUGCUGGGACCGGGGGAGCCAGCAUGACCAGGCUCUGAAAAUACUUCCUCUGAAAUUUCAGGCUGGACAGACUCGCAGUGGCUUCUAAGCCAGUGAGAACAAGGCUGCCAAAGCAUGCUGGUGCCAACCUGUCGGAUGAUGCACGUUGUCAGGCCAAUGGUGGUGCUCCUGUGCUUGCUACUCUAUGCUGAUGCUGAAACACCACCAAAGUUUACAAGAACUCCCGUUGACCAGACAGGGGUUUCAGGAGGAGUUGCCUCAUUCAUCUGUCAAGCCACAGGAGAUCCAAGACCUAAAAUUGUCUGGAACAAAAAAGGAAAAAAAGUCAGCAAUCAGAGAUUUGAGGUAAUAGAGUUUGAUGAUGGAUCUGGAUCAGUUCUCAGAAUACAACCACUGCGCACACCACGAGAUGAAGCUAUUUAUGAGUGUGUGGCUUCCAACAGUGUUGGCGAAAUAAGUGUGUCCACCAGGCUCACUGUUUUACGUGAGGAUCAAAUUCCUCGAGGUUUUCCAACCAUUGAUAUGGGCCCACAACUGAAGGUGGUUGAACGAACUCGUACAGCUACCAUGUUAUGUGCAGCCAGUGGCAAUCCUGAUCCUGAAAUAACUUGGUUCAAAGAUUUCCUGCCUGUUGACACAAGCAACAACAAUGGGCGCAUCAAGCAGCUACGCUCAGAAUCUAUUGGUGGUACACCAAUAAGAGGUGCCCUCCAAAUUGAACUGAGUGAAGAAUCUGACCAAGGCAAAUAUGAGUGUGUUGCAACCAACAGUGCGGGUACACGCUAUUCUGCCCCUGCCAAUCUAUAUGUCAGAGAGCUGCGAGAAGUUCGACGGGUCCCACCGAGGUUCUCUAUCCCCCCCACAAAUCAUGAGAUCAUGCCUGGCGGGAGUGUAAAUAUCACCUGUGUUGCGGUGGGAUCACCAAUGCCAUAUGUGAAAUGGAUGCUAGGAGCAGAAGAUUUGACACCUGAGGAUGAUAUGCCAAUAGGGAGAAACGUCCUUGAGCUUAACGAUGUCAGACAGUCUGCAAACUAUACUUGUGUUGCCAUGUCUACCCUUGGUGUUAUAGAAGCAAUAGCGCAGAUAACUGUCAAAGCCUUACCCAAACCUCCUGGAACACCUGUGGUGACAGAAAGCACAGCAACUAGCAUAACAUUGACUUGGGAUUCUGGAAACCCUGAGCCGGUUUCUUACUACAUAAUCCAGCACAAACCCAAAAACUCCGAGGAGCCAUAUAAAGAAAUUGAUGGAGUGGCCACAACACGUUACAGCGUGGCUGGCCUAAGCCCAUACUCAGAGUAUGAGUUUCGGGUAGUUGCUGUAAAUAACAUUGGGCGAGGGCCACCCAGCGAGCCUGUGUCAACAAGAACUUCAGAGCAAGCACCUUCCAGUGCCCCACGCAACGUGCAGGCCCGUAUGCUGAGCUCCACCACCAUCCUGGUACAGUGGGAAGAGCCCGAGGAGCCCAACGGGCAAAUACAAGGGUACAGAGUUUAUUACACCAUGGACCCCACUCAGCACGUCAACAGCUGGAUGAAGCACAAUGUGGCCGACAGCCACAUUACCACUAUCGGGAAUCUCGUGCCCCAGAAAACAUACUCUGUGAAGGUUCUUGCUUUUACUUCUGUUGGGGAUGGACCACUUUCUAGUGACAUUCAAGUCAUCACUCAAACAGGAGUGCCUGGUCAGCCACUGAACUUCAAAGCAGAACCUGAGUCCGAAACGAGCAUACUGCUUUCCUGGACACCUCCACGGUCUGAUACCAUUUCCAGCUACGAACUGGUUUACAAAGAUGGAGAGCAUGGGGAGGAACAACGGGUUUCCACUGAACCUACUACGUCGUAUCGUCUGCAAGGCUUGAGGCCAAACAGCCUGUACUUGUUCCGCCUAGCUGCACGGUCUCCUCAGGGCCUGGGGGCUUCCACAGCAGAAAUCUCAGCCAGAACCAUGCAGUCAAAGCCAUCAGCUCCUCCUCAAGACAUUAGUUGCACAAGCCCCAGCUCCACUAGCAUUUUGGUAAGUUGGAAACCUCCACCGGUGGAAAAACAGAAUGGCAUUAUCACUGCAUACUCCAUCAAGUACAUUGGGAUUGAUGGAGAAGAUGUCAAGCCCCAUGAAAUUUUGGGAAUUUCCUCGGACAGUACCCAGUACCUUUUGGAGCAGCUGGAAAAAUGGACUGAGUACCGGAUCUCUGUGACUGCUCACACUGAUGUUGGACCUGGCCCAGAGAGCCUAGCAGUAUUGAUUCGGACAGAUGAAGAUGUUCCUAGCGGUCCUCCUCGCAAAGUCGAGGUGGAGGCUGUCAACUCCUCUGCUGUUAAAGUGUCCUGGCGCUCGCCUGUGCCCAACAAGCAGCACGGACAGAUACGAGGGUACCAGGUCCACUACGUGAGGAUGGAGAACGGGGAGCCAAAGGGCCAGCCCAUGCUGAAGGACAUCAUGCUGGCAGAUGCUCAGUGGGAAUAUGAUGAUACUACUGAACAUGAAAUGAUAAUUUCUGGGCUUCAGCCUGAAACCACAUACUCUUUCACUGUGACAGCCUAUACAACUAAAGGUGAUGGAGCACGCAGCAAACCCAAACUUGUAUCUACUACUGGUGCAGUUCCAGGCAAACCUCGGCUUGUGAUUAGCCACACACAGAUGAACACGGCUCUAAUUCAGUGGCAUCCUCCUGUGGAAACUUUUGGCCCGCUGCAGGGUUAUCGCCUGAAGUUUGGCCGCAAAGACAUGGAUACAUUGACGACCAUGGAGUUCUCAGAGAAGGAAGAUCACUUCACGGCCACAGACAUUCACAAAGGAGCUUCUUACGUCUUCAGGCUCUCAGCUAGAAAUAAAGUGGGCUUUGGGGAGGAGAUGGUUAAAGAGAUUUCUGUUCCUGAAGAGGUACCCAGUGGAUUUCCCCAAAAUCUCCACUCGGAAAGCUCUACUUCUACAUCAGUUCAAUUAACUUGGCAGAUGCCACUCUUGGCAGAAAGAAAUGGCAUUAUCACCAAAUAUACCAUCUUGUACAGAGAUAUCAAUGUUGCUUACCAGCCAGUUGAGCUCCCUGUUGUUCCUGCUGAUACCACUAUGACACUUUCUGGCUUAAAACCAGAUACCACUUACGAUGUAAAAGUACGUGCCCACACAAGCAAAGGGCCUGGUCCAUAUAGUCCAAGUGUCCAGUUCAGGACACUACCCGUGGAUCAAGCAGUGUUUGCAAAAAAUUUUCAUGUUAAAGCGGUAAUGAAGACUUCUGUUUUGCUGUCCUGGGAAAUUCCAGAAAACUACAAUUCAGCUUUGCCUUUCAAAAUCCUUUAUGAUGAUGGGAAAAUGGAGGUUGAUGGACGUGCUACUCAAAAACUGAUCACAAACUUGAAGCCAGAGACGUCAUAUUCCUUUGUCCUGACAAACAGAGGGAAUAGUGCCGGGGGUCUUCAGCAUAGAGUAACUGCAAAGACUGCGCCAGACGUGCUUCGCACAAAGCCAGUCUUCAUCGGAAAGACCAACUUAGAUGGCAUGAUAACUGUGGAACUUCCAGAAGUACCCUCAAACGAGAAUAUAAAAGGCUAUUACAUAGUUAUUGUGCCUUUGAAGAGGUCUCGUGGAAAGUUUAUCAAACCCUGGGAGAGUCCAGAUGAAAUGGAACUAGAUGAGCUGCUUAAGGAGAUAGCUAGGAAACGCAGAAGCAUUCGUCUUGGGAGAGAAGUUGAACUAAAGCCAUAUAUUGCAGCUCACUUUGAAGUUCUUCCUACGGAAUUCACAUUGGGGGAUAAGAAGCAUUAUGGUGGAUUUGAGAAUAAGCAACUGCAGAGUGGUCAAGAAUACGUCUUCUUUGUGUUGGCAGUAAUGGAACACUCAGAAUCUACCAUGUAUGCAACAAGCCCAUAUUCAGAUCCUGUUGUGUCAAUGGAUCUUGAUCCCCAACCAAUUACAGAUGAGGAAGAAGGCUUGAUUUGGGUCGUUGGACCAGUUCUUGCAGUGGUGUUUAUCAUCUGUAUUGUUAUUGCUAUACUUCUUUAUAAAAGUAAACCUGACAGGAAGAGGGCUGAAUCUGAUUCUAGAAAGAGCAGCAUACCCAACAGCAAGGAGGUCCCAUCUCACCAUCCCACAGAUCCAGUGGAGCUGCGACGCCUUAACUUUCAAACUCCGGGUAUGGCCAGUCAUCCACCAAUACCUAUCUUGGAACUUGCAGAUCACAUUGAAAGAUUGAAAGCAAAUGACAAUUUGAAGUUCUCACAGGAGUAUGAGUCUAUUGAUCCUGGUCAGCAGUUCACAUGGGAACACUCUAACCUGGAAGUAAACAAACCAAAGAAUAGAUAUGCGAAUGUAAUUGCAUACGACCAUUCUCGUGUUCUACUCUCAGCAAUAGAAGGCAUACCGGGCAGCGACUAUAUCAAUGCCAACUACAUAGAUGGAUACAGGAAGCAGAAUGCUUACAUAGCAACGCAGGGGGCACUGCCAGAAACCUUUGGUGACUUCUGGAGAAUGAUGUGGGAGCAACGAGGCGCCACUGUUGUCAUGAUGACGAAACUAGAGGAGAGGUCCAGGGUGAAGUGUGAUCAAUACUGGCCAAGCAGAGGCACAGAAACUUAUGGACUAAUCCAAGUGACCCUUUCAGACACUGUUGAAUUGGCAACAUACUGUGUUCGUACAUUUGCACUUUACAAGAAUGGCUCAAGUGAGAAAAGGGAAGUGAGGCAGUUCCAGUUCACUGCCUGGCCUGACCAUGGUGUGCCAGAACACCCAACACCGUUCUUAGCUUUCCUGCGACGAGUCAAGACUUGCAACCCACCUGAUGCUGGACCUAUGGUUGUGCACUGCAGUGCUGGAGUCGGCAGGACUGGCUGUUUCAUUGUGAUAGAUGCCAUGUUAGAGAGAAUAAAGCAUGAAAAGACUGUAGAUAUUUAUGGCCACGUAACUCUAAUGAGAGCACAGAGGAAUUACAUGGUUCAAACUGAGGACCAAUACAUCUUUAUCCAUGAUGCACUGCUGGAAGCAGUGACAUGUGGAAAUACCGAAGUGCCAGCCAGAAACCUGUAUGCAUAUAUCCAGAAGCUGACACAGAUAGAAACAGGCGAGAAUGUCACAGGAAUGGAACUGGAAUUUAAGCGUCUUGCAAGCUCUAAGGCUCACACUUCAAGAUUCAUCAGUGCCAAUCUUCCAUGUAAUAAAUUCAAAAAUCGCCUUGUCAAUAUUAUGCCAUAUGAAUCCACAAGGGUAUGCUUGCAGCCUAUCCGAGGAGUAGAAGGCUCAGAUUAUAUUAAUGCCAGUUUCAUUGAUGGAUACAGACAACAACAAGCUUACAUAGCUACACAGGGUCCUUUAGCAGAAACAACUGAAGAUUUUUGGAGAAUGCUCUGGGAGCAUAAUUCUACAAUUGUGGUCAUGCUCACUAAGCUACGAGAAAUGGGCAGAGAAAAAUGCCACCAGUACUGGCCUGCAGAGCGCUCAGCCAGAUACCAGUAUUUUGUGGUAGAUCCAAUGGCAGAGUACAACAUGCCACAGUAUAUUCUGAGGGAAUUCAAGGUUACAGAUGCAAGGGAUGGUCAGUCCCGUACAGUGAGGCAGUUCCAGUUCACUGACUGGCCAGAACAAGGAGUGCCAAAGUCUGGAGAAGGAUUUAUUGACUUCAUAGGCCAAGUGCAUAAAACAAAAGAGCAAUUUGGUCAGGAUGGACCCAUUUCUGUUCAUUGCAGUGCGGGUGUUGGAAGGACUGGAGUAUUCAUAACCCUGAGCAUUGUGUUAGAAAGAAUGAGAUAUGAAGGUGUUGUAGACAUCUUCCAGACUGUCAAAAUGUUAAGGACACAGCGGCCAGCCAUGGUACAGACAGAGGAUCAAUACCAGUUCUGCUAUCGAGCCGCACUGGAGUAUCUGGGCAGCUUUGAUCACUAUGCAACAUAAAAACCCAUUGUGGAUUUUUAUUGCAGGCCCUUUAAGAUCCAGAGAGCCGCUUCUGAGCCAUACGAUGUGCUUUAGAAGUACUUCUUAACUCUUAGCUACGGAGCAAU
This is a messenger RNA of Ficedula albicollis (Collared flycatcher), 6021 nucleotides long. It is a transcript of the gene PTPRD, whose product is annotated as protein tyrosine phosphatase, receptor type D. Gene Ontology annotation, molecular function: protein binding; protein tyrosine phosphatase activity. The record is from RefSeq and is a predicted model, not a curated record. Gene Ontology annotation, biological process: protein dephosphorylation. NCBI's taxonomy places the organism in Eukaryota, Metazoa, Chordata, Aves, Passeriformes, Muscicapidae. The transcript has 37 exons. Bases 146 to 5914 code for a protein of 1922 amino acids.